GAAAAGAAGUAGCCAAAAGGAUCGAGAUGCUUCUUCACGUCCUAUCGUGCGUCGUAAUUGCUACUAGUGGAACUAUUGGCUAUUACUCCGUUUCUGGAUGGCGAAGGGCAGAUUUCAGUGAGUCCUCCUUCCUUUCCGUCUCGAGAGGGAUAAUCGCUGGAGUCUUGCUGUCCACUGGUUUGACAAACCUCCUCCCUCGGGGAAUCAAGGACCUGGAGCCCUGGGCCGAGCUACCGAUCGGCGGGAUGGCAGUCCUGCUGGGCUGCGGUCUUGUAAUGGCAUUACCCCAGCGGUAUUUCCUGAGGGUUUCCGUUACUGAUGAAGCGCAGAAUGGCCUGGACGGGCCGGCGGCCGUCCUCCGUCGUCUGGAGGAUAUCCACGCCAUCCGUGCGAAAGUAGAAAAAUUGAUACCCGUGAUCGGCGCACAUUCCGUCCUUUUCGGUUUCUGUAUCGGAGUAUCUACAGACCCAUAUGCCGUCUGGCCACUAACUAUUACCCUCUCUUUGUUUAAUCUUUAUGAGGGGAUGUUCCUGGGAAAUGACAUGAUUCAGAUCGCCCAGCAGGAUCGCCCAAUUAUAGGAGGUUUACCUGAAUUAAUCCAGAUUAAGUUUCGACUAGGGUCCGUCUCGACAAUUUAUUUGUUUUAUGCCCUGACAAUGCCACUAAGUGUUGCUCUCGUAUCUUCAAUACACAACGAUCUCAGCCCAAGGAACAACAUGCUACAAGGAGUAUUAACAUGUGUUACAUCUGGUAUGCUGACGUACCUGGGGCUCGUAGGCGCUAAUGUGGAAAGGAACUGGCAAACAAUUGUGUCGGCAUUUAUAGCUGCUGGACUAAUGACAGUGCUGGCGUGGUGACGCAGACGAGUAAGAGAAAAGCAACCGUUAGCAAAGAAAUAGGUUGCUUCUUAAAUAAUAGCUGGCGAUGGCAUGUGGUGCCACUUUAUAUAUGGGCACAAGUAGAAAGAUGCAACAUAAUAAGUUGCAUCUUCACAAAUUUGUAAGAUGAAAGUUUAAUUAGUUCUCAAAUUACUAUGAGCUUC
Triticum aestivum (bread wheat) is the source of this 1042-nucleotide messenger RNA. Its product is annotated as zinc transporter 5. Gene Ontology annotation, biological process: zinc ion transmembrane transport. Gene Ontology annotation, cellular component: plasma membrane. The transcript has 4 exons. The record is from RefSeq and is a predicted model, not a curated record. The coding region runs from base 27 to 857 and encodes 276 amino acids. Gene Ontology annotation, molecular function: zinc ion transmembrane transporter activity. Lineage: Eukaryota; Viridiplantae; Streptophyta; Magnoliopsida; Poales; Poaceae.